Rotaria sordida is the source of this 402-nucleotide messenger RNA. NCBI's taxonomy places the organism in Eukaryota, Metazoa, Rotifera, Eurotatoria, Philodinida, Philodinidae. The record is from the annotation of a GenBank genome assembly.
AUGGAAUAUUCAUCUAUUCAAUUGAAUGAUUUAUCUGAUGAAAUUCUUCUAAUUAUUUUCAAAAACUUAAACAAUAUUGAUCUACUUUACUCUCUGAUAGGUGUUAAUAAACAACUCAAUAACAUUGUACAUGAUUCUAUGUUUACUAGUAGUUUAACAUUAUUCAAUCAUUCAUCAUAUAAUAAUAUUUAUCCAUUAUCUGAUUUAAUGCUUGAUCGAUUUUGUUUCCAAAUCUUACCUUCGAUUCAUCACAAAAUUAAAUGGAUUGAUGUUGAAGUAUCAUCUAUGAAACGUAUUCUUUCUGCAAAUUAUCCGAUUUUAUCUGGACUUGGUAUAUACAACAUUGAAAAAGAUACUGAUUUAGAUAUAUUUACUGGUAAGAUAUUUUUAUCUCAAUUCUAA